Sciurus carolinensis (gray squirrel) is the source of this 774-nucleotide messenger RNA. RefSeq names its product transmembrane epididymal protein 1-like. The transcript has a single exon. Lineage: Eukaryota; Metazoa; Chordata; Mammalia; Rodentia; Sciuridae. Bases 1 to 774 code for a protein of 257 amino acids. The record is from RefSeq and is a predicted model, not a curated record.
AUGGGAGGCUUUGAGGGUCAUCUGUUCCCAGGGGUGUCUUUUUUCCUGUAUGGACUUUACCACGCACAGCUGGUCUCCAGAGCCUUGAUCUGCAACAACCCCGUCCAAUAUCCACCAAGCCGUCCCUGGAACAAAGGAAGAUGGGCAAAGCUACGGCAAAUAUACUACAUUGGCCUGAUGAAGAUCUUAAGCGCCUGCAUUUUAGUAGCCCAAGAGUUGCACAGCAUUGAUGGACAGCUUGUUCUGAUCAGCAAGUUAUAUCAUGAGAGAGACUUUAUGUACCACAAACAGUGGCAGCACCUCACUCUCUAUUUGGUCUUCUUCCUGACUGGGUGUGCAGACAUGGUGAGCCAGAACCUGCUGCCCCAGAGGUGUGUGGCUCUGGAGCAAGGCGCCCAGGCCGUGGGCAUCCUUCUGGUUCUGCCCCUGAUGGUGUCUCACAUGCAGGACACAGAGGGAGUGGAACUGCAGUUCCACAUCCUGUUCACCCAGGCCAUGUUCCUGCUGACAGUCGUAGUGAUUGCAGAGCUCUGGGCUCCCAAUGUGAUGCUGGUAUGGAUGAUGAAGGCCUUUCUGUACAUGGUCACAGGCUCUUGGUUGGCACAGAUAGGCUUUUCGUUGUUCAAACCAAUCUCUGGCUAUAAGUGGAUGGAUAAUGACAAAAACGACUUAGCAUUCACCGCCACUUUCUUCUGCUGGCACGUGAUCUUCAAUGCCAGUUUGAUGAUCUGGAUCUACGGCUUCUCUUUUGUGUGGUAUUGUUAUAUCCACUGA